CUUCUUCAUCGGGCGUAUGUCCAAGGGUCGCGCUACUACAAGACAGCAGAAUGCUUCCUCUUCUUCCUCUAUCCAUUUAUCAGCGACUGUGAUGAUCCAGUUGUCCACACCCGCUUCUAUCCGCUCCUAAAAGAAAGAAUUACGGAACAAAUUGGGGCAGCAGGAGAUGGACUUGCCUUGGCCAUGCGCCUCGUCGUUUGUCAUUUCACGGGAGUGAGAAACGGUAUCGAUCUCCAGACUCUUGGAGCUUUCCAAUGCGAAGAUGGAGGAUGGGACACUCGUUUAAUAUACAAAUGCGGGACUUCGGGCCUCAGUAUUGGCAAUCGGGGUUUGACGGCAGUAAUGGCUAUCCACGCUAUCCAGUGUAGUAGUAGUCUGGCCAGUUCUUAA
This is a messenger RNA of Guyanagaster necrorhizus, 390 nucleotides long. RefSeq lists its product as uncharacterized. The annotation marks the transcript as partial. The transcript has a single exon. Lineage: Eukaryota; Fungi; Basidiomycota; Agaricomycetes; Agaricales; Physalacriaceae. The record is from RefSeq and is a predicted model, not a curated record.